Adineta steineri is the source of this 744-nucleotide messenger RNA. The record is from the annotation of a GenBank genome assembly. Lineage: Eukaryota; Metazoa; Rotifera; Eurotatoria; Adinetida; Adinetidae.
AUGAUGUUAGGUAGUAAUAAUUCAUCUACAUAUCUAUUAGGAAGUAAUUCAAGAAGACUUUCAGAUGAAAGUUUUUCCGAUGAUAAUGACGAUUCAACACAUGCAAAUGGUAAUUUAAUAAAUCAUAUGAAUAAUAAUAACAAUUCUAAUGAUGAUAAUAUUCGUCGAUAUCGAACAGCUUUUUCACGUGAACAAUUAGCAAGACUUGAAAAAGAAUUUCUUCGAGAAAAUUAUGUUAGUCGACCAAGACGUUGUGAAUUAGCAGCUGAAUUACAAUUACCUGAAUCAACUAUUAAAGUUUGGUUUCAAAAUCGACGAAUGAAAGAUAAAAGACAAAAAUUAGCAUUUGCUUGGCCAGGUUAUCCUGGUGAUGCCUUCUCCUAUUUUUCUUAUAUGUAUGCUGUAGCUGCCUCUGGCUAUCCACAUCCUCCAAACCAAUCAGGUAUCAAUCCAAUAAUGCCACCAAUGAAUCCUUUAGCAAGUAAUUCUGUUCGAUUAACGACUACUACAAAAAAUCGAUCCAUUUCAACAUCUCAACUACUUAAUGGAUCAACAGAUACAGUAACAUCAUGUUCAUCUGCAUCCUCGCCAACAUCAUCUAGUUCAUCACCCAAACAAAAUCAUCAUCAUCAUCAUCAACAACAACAUUCACCUUUAAAAUCUAAAAUAAAUUUUGCUUUACCAGCAAUGGGUUUAGCUUCAUUUUUACCAAAUGCAGUGAAUGAAUCAACAACAAAUACAUAA